AUGAGAGAACAAGAUUACAUGAGGGAGCGAGAAUUUGAUGGCGACAGGAACUGGAAUGCGUCUCAUGCCAAGAAAUUCCGUCCGGUCUAUAUUUGGUUUGAACUCAAUAGAAGCGUAAUUAACGAUGUGAUUCUGUGCAAUGUUCAAGGAGUUACCCAGUGUGCGCAGAGUACUGACCUUUCUACUCUGAGCGAUCCUCAGAAAUCAUGUUUGGAAUGGAAGAAGUUUGAAGAAUGUGUCUCACCCUUUUCGGACGAAUGCACUGAGAAUCCAACUUAUGUCAGCUUUUACAACAGUAUGAACUUAUUAAAAUCAAAUUGUGGGGGAUCUACCGGUGAUUCCUGUGACGUCAUGGGUCUUCAGAAGUGCAUGGAUGUUGUAGAAUCAUCACAAAACGAAAACAGUGGCCUAGAGGAAACUUGCAAGGUGUAUCCAGAGUUUCGUCAAUGUGUAGAUCCAUUAAGAAAGGGCUGUGCUGAUAGCAACAACCUUUACAAUAACAUAAAGGGUAGCAUAGCUGAGUUUGAAAGGAAGUGUGCAGCAAUUACCACACAAAAUGCUCUACUGAAGUAG
Molecule: messenger RNA, 573 nt
Organism: Saccostrea echinata
Lineage: Eukaryota; Metazoa; Mollusca; Bivalvia; Ostreida; Ostreidae
Exons: 6
Coding region: 1-573 (190 amino acids)
Source: RefSeq, a predicted model, not a curated record